Molecule: messenger RNA, 816 nt
Organism: Bufo gargarizans (Asiatic toad)
Lineage: Eukaryota; Metazoa; Chordata; Amphibia; Anura; Bufonidae
Product: transmembrane protease serine 12-like
Exons: 6
Coding region: 1-816 (271 amino acids)
Biological process (GO): proteolysis
Molecular function (GO): serine-type endopeptidase activity
Source: RefSeq, a predicted model, not a curated record
AUGUCUGUGCAGGACCUGAAGGAGUCUGACAAAGAUAAACUUUGUGGGCAACGUCCUCUGGUCGAUACACUUGGAUCCCGCAUUAUAGGUGGUCAUCAUGCACUUCCAGGGGCCUGGCCAUGGCAGGUUAGCCUGCAAUAUUUCAUUUUUGGACAUGGCUAUAAACACGUGUGUGGUGGAUCCCUUAUUCACAAGCAGUGGGUGAUGACGGCUGCCCAUUGCUUCAUAGGAAGACGUAAUCGCAGGGUUUGGAGAGCAGUUUUUGGAUUAAAUGAUAUUGUAAAUCCAGAGAGCACAAAGCAGACAUCUGGAAUCAAAAACAUUAUGAUUUACCGAAACUUUGACGCUAACACUUUGGAUGGUGAUGUCACUCUGUUGGAAUUAGCAAAUCCAGUGAAAUAUACAGAUUAUGUCCUACCAGUCUGCUUGGCAACACGGACACUGCAGGUAGACCCAUUGGCAAUGUGCUUUAUAACCGGCUGGGGGACAACUUCCGUUAGAGGUGGAAGAUCAGAUAUUUUACAGGAGGCAGAAAUAGAUUUGAUUCCCACUUCACUAUGUAACAGUAGCGGAUGGUACAAUGGGCUUCUUACUGACAACAUGAUUUGUGCUGGCUUUGAGGAUGGGGGAGUCGACACAUGUCAGGGAGAUAGCGGAGGACCGUUUGUCUGUUAUAUAGCAGAGAGAUCAAGCUUCUACCAGUUAGGCAUCACAAGCUUUGGCAUUGGCUGUGCUAAAGCCCAUUAUCCUGGAGUCUAUACACGAGUAGAAAAUUAUGCCAACUGGACGGCCAUCUCCAUAACUAACCUUCAGUAA